Messenger RNA from Aspergillus homomorphus CBS 101889, 844 nucleotides. Its product is annotated as DUF4604 domain-containing protein. NCBI's taxonomy places the organism in Eukaryota, Fungi, Ascomycota, Eurotiomycetes, Eurotiales, Aspergillaceae. The transcript is spliced from 2 exons. The record is from RefSeq and is a predicted model, not a curated record. Bases 305 to 805 code for a protein of 166 amino acids.
CUUGACUGAAACACAGAGGAGAAAGAUUGUGUGUCUGGCUAGCUUAGUGCUUGCUGCAGCUUACUACUAUCAUCAUACAGCAUUGAGGUCAAUCUCAAUUAGCUCUGAAUCAAGAGUGUGGUCUUCUACCUCAGUAAAGGCAGACGCUAAAGGGUUCCCCACACCAUCCUUGUGAAGCGUCAUCGCAGCUUGCUGGGUUUCUACAACCCCAGCUCAUGAUCGAUUAUACUUGUUACAUGUGAAAAAGACUCACUACACACAACAGUACACAGCUAACAGUCUUCCCGCUGGGCUGGACACAACCAUGUCCUUCAAAUCGAAAGACCUCGCCUACGAGGCCAAGGAACCGGCCUUUCUGCAGAGACUUAGAAACCAGUAUGGAGACAACUCAGGUCGCCUUGAGAGACCCGUUGCCCGCCCACGGAAGCCACGCGAAGAACAUGACGACGACGGACCUACCUACGUCGACGAAGAAAGUAACGACAUUAUCUCCAAAGAGGAAUAUGAAGCGCUAGUGCGAGGGGAUAAGCCCACCGAGGAUGAUGAUCGACCGGAUCAAAACCAGGACAAAGUUACGGGCCCGAUCAGCGAAGGUAGUAAACCAGCCACUGAGUCGGAGGCGUCGGCCUCCAAGCAGAAUAUAGCCGAAAUUGGCGGACCACGGAAAAGAAAGCAGGCCAAGGUUGUCGGCGAAGACGCCCCAGCAGCAGAGAGUGAAGAUACAAAGAAGAGAGACUCGGGGGCGCGCAAACCGAAACAGAAGAAGAAGAUCAAGCUCUCGUUUGACGAUGAUAAUGACUCAUGAUGAUGAGUGUUGAGUCAUGAACCUAGACAAAGCCAUGAU